CCAGAGAAAGUCUGUCUAUCGUUUCCAUGGUAACUUUAAUGUCAUCAUAACUUGGCCAUCAGUCUUUGGGCGUAUGUUUGAUGACAAUUUUAUAGCAACGACUUCAAGAGAAUGGUAGUAUUAAACCAUUAAAGUAUAAGUGCUGAAACUGUUUCCAGUCACUCUAAGACCGUUCAACAAUCAAAGUACGAACUUAAGAUUUCUAUGAGGUGAUAGCUGGAAUCGACUAUCACUUCAUACAAAUAGAAAGCGAAUAAUCUCAUUGUUUUAGCAGAAUAGUAUAUAAAUUUCCUUCAAAUAACGCUUCCAAUUCUACAGAAACUCGAUAGAAACACUCCCUAGAGAAUGUGUUCUAUGAGGGUCUAUUUUGCUCCGGCGGUUUGGCGGUUUAAGCCAAUUUCGAGUGCCGGUUUUUAGGUACAGUCACAUUUAACUCGCAGUUUACGGUUAAGAAAUUAUCGCGUGGUUGCGGAAAAUCAUAAACUUUGCUCGCUGUUUUCGGUUUUUCGCGUGUUUUUGUGGCAGUCAUUCAAACAUGUCGAGCAAUGUUUGUGUUUUUGUGAACAGCCCAUUAGACGUCAAAACGUUUUGUUCGCUGGUUACUGAAUGGAGGAGAAAACGAUUAUUGAGCUAACAUAUCGUAAUGAAUUUGUUACGUACUGUUAAAAUAUCGGUCAUGAUGAUAAUCGUCCCAAUAGGGCGGUUUCAGUUUUUUUAAGAGGAACGAAAGCACCCUGCGGUUUCCAAUGAGAAAAAUAUGGUGGUUAAGAAAUGUACGACCCCCUAUAAUAGACCCUCUUCUUUUUUGUUAAUUCUCAGGCUUGCUCUCGCCAUCAUUGCGUCAACAGCUCGCGUGCGCGCUAUUUCUGUGUUUCUUCCGAGUUUUAUAGAAGGUCUGGUACAGCUUUGGAAUAGCUCUUAGCGCGCCUUUUCUUCCAAGGUGUUUUUUGUUUACUUUACAAUAAAGAUGUAGAUAUAUUAUCCAUUUCAUGUGCAUACUAACUGCAGGCACGUUUUUUAAAGGCAAUUCAUUUUCAAAGCCUUUACGCGAUAUUCCUGUGGCAAACGUUCACGUUUUCAUGCAGUUAUCAUGCAAGCUCCAUUUACUUCGGAACAUGUAAAACAUAACUCGACUUUUAUUUCAGUGUAAAGGCUGGUUAUCGAUGAGUUAAAAAUUUUGUCAAAAAUGUGGUAAUAUUGGAAAUGGUUUAUGUAUUUAAUUCAAAUCAUUCAUAGACCUUCAUUUGAAGUUCGUGUCAUUUGUUUCUGUCAUGAAAUUUUAAUCACAUGACUUACUUCCAUAAAUUGAUUUACGAGUAUUUUACAUGACUGUCCCAAAUAAGUUAAAUAAUGAAAAAAUCAUUAGUAUGCAAAAGAAUGAUACCUAAUUCAAGCAAGUUGAUUCUUGGAGUCCAUUGUGUGUUCCGGCUUAUUAGUCUGUAACCGUUAACUACCACGCUAAACUCAUGUUUUCUUAAUCAACAUGCUGAUAUAAUAUAAAUGCAGAUUUUAGUAUAUUUCUUUAGACUCAUGCGGAAAAAUCAAAUAAAACGUUAGGGAUAUUUUCGUCUUUUUUUUCUGUUUAGUAGAGACAGCUUAUCGGAGUGGUUAGGGCGCCGGACUUGAAAUUCAGAUGUCGCGUGUUCAAGUUCCACUCUGACCACUAAGUUACAUUUGCUUCUCGGUAGACAUCGUUCAACUCCUCGGUUACUUGUCUCUUAGCCAACUGGUCUGUCUCCCCGCGCACGGCACCAGUUUAGGAUUUUUUAAAAAGCCUAUUAUGUUUAUCCUGUUUAUUUGAAAUAUUUGUUUCUAGAACCAACUAGGUGUAGCUAAGCACAUUCAUCCAUCAUUAAAGAAUUAUUUUUCAGUUUUGUUCAGUGAAGACCUGAAGAUGGACCCGCUUCUCAAAACAGCAGUUCUCCGUAGUCUUGGCUUCUAAGUGCGGAGCAUACGCGUCAACGGACUGAUUUUACCAAGGCAACUAGAAGUGAUUGGAGACUGAAGUCUGUCAUCCACGGAUUAAAAAGCUGAGGAGACAGCAAAAUGAUAUCCUCUUGACGCCUUUAUUUUGCAAGAAAAAGAAAUAGUGCCACCUGCCUCAUUGCCUCAUUAUCAAAUAUUCAAAAUUCUCUUUAAAUGCAGCUUUCUGUAUUUUGUUAGGAAUUUACGAAGUAAAGAUCGCAUAACAUGUUAGGAUUGUUUCCUUUUUUCUGUUCAGCUGAUGAAGGUGUAAACGGACCUGAAGAUGGACCCGCUUAUCAAAACAGCGAUUCUCCGGACUCUUGGCUUCUUGCUGUGGGCCUUGCUCAGUGCCUGGUUAUUUGUUAUAGUAGAGUACACCGAAAAAGAUGAUAGGCAAGAAAAGUAUCAGUUACUAUAUUCCCUCUACCAGUUCCUGGCAUCUAAAUAUAACAUGAGCCUCGAGGAAUUUAAUAACAUUUCCAGCAUAGCAUAUGAGGCAUUGAGCGAACCUAAACCACAAUGGACCUAUGAUAUUGCGGUCAAUUUCGUCUGGCAAGCUUUAACUACAAUUGGUUAUGGAUGGAUCACUCCUCAAACACCUACUGGCCAGAUAUUGUGCAUUUUUGUCUCUUUGCUUGGUAUCCCCAUCACACUGCUCGCGUUUAAAUCUAUCGGCGAACUCAUUGCCAAAUGGGUGAACACAAUUGUCUCCAAGUUCGAAAAGAAAAUCCUCAAGAGGUUGGAACCGAAGCACAUGAAAACUAAGGGUGCUGUGAUCUUGUUUUCGACAAUGAUAUCCUUAAUUGCCUUAAAUAGUGUGUUGCUAAUGUAUCACACAGACUGGACACUCGUGGAGAGAGUUUAUUACUGCUUCAUAACAUUUACAACAAUCGGUUUUGGUGACUACGUUGUUGAGAAACCCCAGCAAAGGAGCACUAAGUUGUCCUUAAAUAGCUCUGUAUAUCAAGAAAGCCAUGAAUCACUCAACGAGGAACAAACCGCGCUUGAGAUUUUCGUUGAACUUUUCUUUACGUUUUACACUAUAUUUACUUUGUGCAUUGUCUCGAGUGUAUUAAACGCCAUCAUGGCUGUUAUAGAAGAAAGGAGAUGUCGCCCGCGAUGUCCCGGAUGCGUUCCUCGAAAAACCCAGGACACAGGAGACAAUGAUGUUCCAUAUUCUGACGCUCCAAAGCAGCGUGAAACUAACCCCACUUAUUUAUGCAUGGAAAAUUAUGGACUCCAGAAGGAUAGCAUGAUAUCACUCUCAGUAACUGAACUUAAGUGAGAGCACUCGCGGAUAAGAAAGGUUUAUACACAACAACGCGAAGUUUGAUUCUGCAAAAGUGAACAAGUAAAAGACGAUAGCCAAAAAUGUGCAGAUAAAAUAAUUCAAAUGCUCAAAGUAUAGCAUCUAUGCUAUACUGACUAAUAAUGUAGCUAUUUGCCUCCUAGAAGGUCAUUUCUAACUGUUUACCUGACACGCCAGAAGAACAAUAGACAGAAGCAUACCACCCAUGUAGAAGACCAACAUCAUACCCAAAAGAAAUCAUUUCCCGCGUAUGAUCGAGUAGCGGAAACUGAAAUAUGAAACCGAUCUUUCCAAGCAAUGUAAAUCAAGCGACCGCCAAAUCCAGGCCGGAUCCAGUGCUGAGAAACAACUAAAUCCGGAAUCGGUCCACAAGGCCAUGUCUAGUAAAUCCACUUCAGUCAGUCCUGAAGAAGGUUGUGUUUGGAUGACUGUUCUGCUAGUUUUACCUUGCUUCUGCCCAUAUCAGGACGUUAAAAUGUUGGCCUUUUUUUAAAAUUUUCAUGUGCAUUAUACAGAUGAAGGAGAAACAGUUACAAAAAAUAUGUAAUAAAGGCAAUUCAGCAUAUUCUCGGUGUACGAAGCAUCUGCUUUUCUGCCGUAAGAAGACCUGAUAAUGUGUAAUUGUGCACGCGCUUUAAUUUUAAAGAACUUUAUGUAGGCUGGAACAAAUCCAUCAGUGUAGAGUUAGAAAACUAAUACUAAGACAUUUAUUAUGCAGACUCCGUAGAGGGGUUUCCGUAGUGAUGCUUUCGAAACUGUAAAUGUAUCGCUUUUAGAUAGAUAAUACCGAUAGAGAAGUAACAAUAACCCGUGACAUGGUGCGCAUUGUACAAAGACAAAGAAUGAUGCUUGUUUGCCAUCUUUCUAGCCCAUGUCAGUCCUUCGCGUUUUGGUAGGUAGAAAGGUUCACCCGAGCCAGGCUCGAAGCAAGUCUAUAUUUUUAGAACUCUAAACGGUGAUUCAGUCCGGGCUAAGAAUCAACCUGGAUCGUGUAAAGAGGUGCCAAACUCACCGAAAAAAAUAAAAAGUCGUAGAAAUGGGUGAAAAUAAAGUUUUGAACAACAACCGAAGAAAUUUAUACCGUAAUGCCAUUUUGUAUUGAUAAAAUUAUUUUUAAUAGUUUAAGACACCAGUAGCAUCAUGUAACAACAGGGUAACUUGGUUUUAACUUCUUUGAGGGUCCAACAUCGGGUGGCGGGAUGCGGGAUAAGAACACUUGGGCGGGAGCGGGAUUUGCCCAUAUUGACAGGCGGGAUGCGGGAUAGUUUUGAAAUUGACGGUGGGAUGCGGGAAGAAAAACCGAAAAUCACACUUUACGAACGUUAGUCAGAGAACUGCUACUCUAACCAGGCAGGAUUGGGAUCAAAUACAUUCUGAGUAGGGCGGGAUGGCGGGAUUGAGCUAAAGAGUCUCGGGAUGCGGGAUUGAAAAACCUAUUUUCGCACCGGGAAAUCAUUUUUGUAUUCAUUUUCUAUGUUGGAGUACGGGGUAAACGACCUCAGUCAAGAGAAAUGGUCUCUUGCCUCAGUAUCAUCAUUAGCAAUAGCAUCUGACCUGCUCAUUAAACGUUUCCUGGUGACUGAGCUUGAAUGCAAGUGAAUAUUCUAUUUUAAAAGAUUCUAUUAAUUUGGCACGUAGCGGUAGGGGUACUGUUAAAAACUCAUUACGUAGCAGCUGUAUAGGCACAUUCGAGAUAUUUGUUUUCAGACAUUUCGCCAACAAAUUAUACCUCUCUUUCAUAGUUCCCGGCUAAACUAAAAUAAGUUUAAUCUGUCUGAGAAAGUCAUUAUGCAUUUUUCCAGCGGGGUUUCACAAGCCAUCACUACACACUCAAUGAUGAUUGGUUCUUUGCCAAUUUGCAUACCUUCAAGGCAUAAAAAAGUUUAUUAGAAGAUAGCUGUUAAUACCCAGACAGCGAGAAAAUAAACAGCGUUGUCAAGAGCUAUGCUAAAUG
Orbicella faveolata is the source of this 5228-nucleotide messenger RNA. RefSeq names its product two pore potassium channel protein sup-9-like. Lineage: Eukaryota; Metazoa; Cnidaria; Anthozoa; Scleractinia; Merulinidae. Gene Ontology annotation, molecular function: outward rectifier potassium channel activity; potassium ion leak channel activity. Gene Ontology annotation, cellular component: plasma membrane. The record is from RefSeq and is a predicted model, not a curated record. Gene Ontology annotation, biological process: potassium ion transmembrane transport; stabilization of membrane potential.